Fonsecaea nubica is the source of this 1836-nucleotide messenger RNA. RefSeq lists its product as hypothetical. Bases 1 to 1836 code for a protein of 611 amino acids. Gene Ontology annotation, cellular component: spliceosomal complex. The record is from RefSeq and is a predicted model, not a curated record. The transcript has a single exon. Lineage: Eukaryota; Fungi; Ascomycota; Eurotiomycetes; Chaetothyriales; Herpotrichiellaceae.
AUGACCUCGAUUGAUGACCUUUUCCGUAAACCCAAUGCCGCGUCAAAGCGAAAACUUGAGGACCCAACGAAAUCAUUCUCCAAUGCCCUCUCCAACAAAUCCGCUAAAUUGGCCAACGGUUCCUCUCCACGCUCUUCCGCAAAUGGCUCUUCUCAUGACGAGUCUACCUCCAACGGUUCGGGCAGCAAAGCUGCUUUUGUGCAGGAUGAAGUCCUAGACGAGGAAGAUGAUCUCGAGGCCGGACCCGCGCGGCCACCGGAAGACGUCGAGGACGAAGUUGGAGAUGAUGAGGAAGGGCGCUUCUUUGGUGGCGGUGUCACAAAACAAGAAAGAGAAGUGAUUGACUAUCUCGACAAAAAUGAGGCUGGGGAAGUGGAGGAGAAGACUGAUUCCGCGUGGCUUCGCCGCACGGCCAUCAACUUUGAACGGAAAAUCAACAAGAAUGCGGAACUGCGAGCCAAAUACGAGGCCGAGCCCAUGAAGUUUGUGAGUAGUGAGGCCGACUUGGAUGCUGAGAUAAAAGGGUUGAGUCUGUUGAGCGAACAUGGCGAGUUGUACGCCGACUUCGUAAAAAUGGGCUGCGCAGGCAGUUUGGUCGGGUUGCUCGCGCACGAGAAUACCGACAUUGCCAUUGCCGUCUGCGAAUUGCUCGUGGAACUCACAGACGAAGACUCAACGACUACGGAAGAACAGUGGAAGACCUUGGUCAAAGCCAUGAUUCAAGGUGACAUUGUGGAUCUUCUAACCAGCAACCUCAGCAGAUUGGACGAAGACAACAAUGAGAGCGACCGAGCAGGAGUCUAUCACGUCUUGAACGUGAUCGAAAAUAUUCUAUCCGACACCGGAAACGUGGAGGCUGCAGGGUCAAAAGAUUCAUUGAUGGAAUGGCUCCUCUCGAGAAUAAAGAAAGUCGAUCCUUACGCGAGGGGAAAAGUUGGGCAGAACCGGCAAUAUGCGGCGGAAAUUCUGGCCAUACUUCUGCAGAACAACAAAAACAACCGAGAUCGCCUGGCACGAAAAGACGGGGUCGACUCUCUUCUUGAACUUCUGAGUGCCUAUCGGAAGCGAGAUCCCGAGAAAGACUCAGACGAGGAAGAGUUUGCAGAAAAUCUCUUUGAUUGCUUAGCCUGCAUGGUGGAAGAACGGCUUGCUGGCGAAAAGUUUGUGGAAGGAGAAGGCGUUGAAUUGUGUCUCAUUAUGCUCCGAGAAGGGCGUUUGGCCAAAGCACGGGCGCUGCGAGUGCUCGAUCAUGCCAUGAGUGGAGGCAAUGCAACAGCCGUCGCGAUGAGAUUAGUGGACGCGGCCGGACUCAAGACCAUCUUCGGCAUGCUUAUGAAGUCCCACAAAAUGGAGCGAAGCCUUGUCGAGCACCUUAUCGGAAUCCUUGCGAGUAUGUUGAGGUAUCUGCCCGGAGGGUCCGCCGAACGGAUACGCACUCUUGCUAAGUUUGUCGAAAAUGACUACGAAAAGAUCACCAAGCUUGUCGAAUUGCGACGGGAAUACAAGACAAGACUGAGUAAGGUGGAAGCCUACAUUCAGAGGGAACGGCAGGAUCUCAACGAAGCACAGUUGCAGGCACAGGCUGAUGAGUGGUUUUCACGGCGACUGGACGCCGGCCUCUUCUCACUUCAGGCGAUUGAGUUAAUCCUCAGUUGGAUGGUGGCAGAAGAUAACGGAGCGAGGCAGACCAUCACGGUGCUCCUCGGUGAAGACGGGCUCAAGGUUCUCGAGCGGAGCCUGAAAGACCAACUCAACGGGAUGGAUCCUAGUCAAAGUGAUGAAGCAAAGGCAACGGAGGAGAUGCUGGAAGCAUUACUUUUGUGCGUGGAGCAAUGA